Antrostomus carolinensis (chuck-will's-widow) is the source of this 659-nucleotide messenger RNA. RefSeq names its product histocompatibility minor 13 (gene HM13). Gene Ontology annotation, molecular function: aspartic endopeptidase activity, intramembrane cleaving. Lineage: Eukaryota; Metazoa; Chordata; Aves; Caprimulgiformes; Caprimulgidae. Gene Ontology annotation, cellular component: membrane; lumenal side of endoplasmic reticulum membrane; cytoplasmic side of endoplasmic reticulum membrane. Gene Ontology annotation, biological process: membrane protein proteolysis. The annotation marks the transcript as partial. The record is from RefSeq and is a predicted model, not a curated record. The transcript has 8 exons.
UCCUCGGAGAUGCCAGAGACCAUCACCAGCCGAGAUGCUGCUCGCUUUCCCAUCGUUGCCAGUUGCACCCUUCUGGGGCUCUACCUCUUCUUUAAAAUAUUCUCUCAAGAGUACAUCAAUCUCCUGCUUUCCAUGUAUUUCUUCGUGCUGGGGAUCCUGGCCCUGUCCCACACCAUCAGCCCCAUGAUGAACAGAUUCUUCCCUGCGAAUUUCCCCAACAAACAGUACCAGCUCCUCUUCACCCAGGGCUCCGGGGAGAGCAAGGAGGAAAUAGUGAAUUACGAGUUUGACACCAAGGAUCUGGUGUGCCUGGCCCUGAGCAGCGUUGUGGGGGUCUGGUACCUGCUGAGAAAGCACUGGAUUGCCAACAAUCUCUUCGGGCUGGCGUUCUCCCUCAACGGGGUGGAGCUGCUGCACUUGAACAACGUCAGCACUGGCUGCAUCUUGCUUGGGGGUCUCUUCAUCUACGACGUCUUCUGGGUCUUUGGAACCAAUGUGAUGGUGACAGUUGCCAAAUCGUUUGAGGCCCCGAUAAAACUGGUUUUCCCUCAGGACCUGCUGGAGAAGGGACUGGAGGCUGACAACUUUGCCAUGCUGGGUCUGGGAGAUAUUGUCAUUCCAGGGAUCUUCAUUGCCUUGCUGCUGCGGUUUGACAUCAG